UCGGUGCAUCCCAACCUAAAACCUACCACCUUGGGUAUACCCCUCGGUGGGCAGCCGGAUAAAACCCGACACCCCCGACUAGAACAUACCCUUUGCUGCGCCGCAGGAUGUGGGUUGCUUCAACGCUCUUUGGGUCGAUGCUGGGGGAUAGUUUGUACUCCUGGAUGUAGUCGAUGAAGGCCACCCUCCAGUCGACCUCGAUCAUCAAGACCUCUCGGUCGGGUUCCUUGGGACCCUGAGCGAUGGAACUUGGGUCUGGUGCCCUGAUUGAAGGGUCAUGCAACUCAUGAACGAACGCAUCCUACGUCUAGAAGCUCACUGGCUGCACAACGCGGGCUUCGUCACCCUAUGCGAGGGUUUCCUUGGGAUAGAUCCGCACGCGAAUCUAUUCCGGGCCUUCUUCUAGGAGCAAGCCCUGUUGGUGAAGGGGGAUUCCGGAGCUCCCGCCGGUCGGGGCCUUUGGCCUACAAAAGAGGGCUCGCCGGUCGGGAGACUACCCGGCGUACACCCCUGUGGACUCGAACCGGGGGUAGCAUAAAGAAUGGUUCUACAUCAGGAACCCGGCAGGGAACCCAUUCCCGUUGUUCAUGAGGGUGCGCCCCAUGAGGAAGGACAACUGGACAUGGGGGCGCCCUGCCGCGGAGAAGGAGUGCGUGGAAAUUAUCGAGAAGACACUAUGGAAGCGCAUCACGGAGGAUGGCCUCAACGGGGUGCGGCUUUUCGGCACCAUGUUCUCCCAUCGAGUUGUCCCAUUGGCCGUUAGGUUGACCAAGAUGUGGGAAUACACUGGCCUCACAGAUCCCGAUAGGGUAUCAAUGACGGCGGUGCCCGACGAUAAGGUGUGGUCAUGGCUUGAUAUGGUCCUCAAGGUGGGGAACCAGUGGGUCAUCAAGGGUCUGCCGGCCUUCAGCGAGGAGCACCCGCCGAAUUUGGGGCUUGGUCGUCCCCAAUCCCGCCCCCACCUCCCAAAGGGGGCUUGCUCUGGCUGAAUGAGUACUUUGACGUUAUUCAGAUCAAUGGUGUGAACUGGAAAUGGUGUUUUAUCAAUCUGCAUCUCAGGCAAGACCAAUCGUCCUUCAUUAAUGGCCGAUUGUACCUGUCGACGGAAAACAUUACAAUCAUUAGUUGCAUGAGAUGAAAAACUAUGCCACUUGUAGUAUGCACGCCGCUUCAACUCCUCAAGCGGCGGUAUGGCAUGAGAUAACUUGAUGUUUCCAUUUUUAAGCAACUCAUCAAAUAUACGAUUGCAUUUAGAAACAUCAAAGGUAAAUCGCACUUCCUCUUGCCGAUUCUUUUGAGUCGGCUUGAGUGAUGAGCAUGAAUAUGAUUUGGCCUUAGAUGGCCAAACAAACUCGGCGGCGUAAACUUCUUUCUCCUUAUCGUCUGAAGAGUUGGAUUCGCAAUCAACAACAUGUGUGUUGGACCGAUGAGUUUUAUAAGUAUCUUUUGAAUUUUUAAAUUUAUAUUGCAAACUCAAGGCUCUAACUUGCACUUGAUUAAUCCAAAGAAAAUCAAAGCCCUCAAGUUUCUCUUUAUAAUGCGAACGCAAACCACCAAAAGCCAAAUCCACCAAAUCCUCUUCAGAAAUUGAUAAACUAAAACAACGGUUUUUUAUAUCUUUGAAUUUCUUAAAAUAAUUAGUCACAGAUUCAUCUCUACCUUGCUUAACCGAUGUUAAGUCAGUCAAUUUCGCUUCAUUAUCCCACUAUAAAAAUGAUCAUGAAACUUAUGUUCCAAUUGAUUUAUAGACUGAAUAGAAUGGGGCCAAUGAAGAAAAUCAAGAAAAAGCAGUUGCAGUCAAUGAUAAAGAAAAUAAUCGAACAUAUCACUUAAACUCGCUUUUCCAAGUUGAGCAAUGUAUUGGCUAGCAUGUUCCCAAGUAGUUCUAUUAUCAUCACCGUAAAUAUACGCCAACGACAGCACAAAAGAUUCGAUGGAGCUUUACUGAGUCGUCGCGUCGAUCACGUGAGCUAGCUCUACUGAGAGUUAGCCGGCCGGCCAGCCGGUGUGGCCAUUACGUUCGUGGUUCGUCGUCAGUGAUGAUGGAUAUCAGGAUAUACUUCACAUGCGUGGAGUCCUGAAUUCCUCAUCACGAGUCUAUAUGUCUCGCUGCCGCCUCAACAUACUGGAAUGCAUGAUAUAUGCUGUUGUAUGCAUGUGCACACGCAACGCAACGCAACAACCCGGCAGCAGCUCGACGACUCUUGGUCAUGGUAUGUUUCCACGUCACUAAAAUUCGUCUUCCGUUAGUAGAUUUUCUUUUGAAGAAAAUUAUAUGCUCACACGAACAUUCAAAUCUUUUUUCUACACGGAAUAUGUCAGAUCCGAGCUUACAGGAUUGCGCAGAUAAAGGGUGGGACCUGACCCACGCUCUACACCAGUUGUAACUGCUAGCGUAGGAAAGUAACUUAUACAGUAGUAAAACUAGUGGAAACGUAAAGAAAAUACCUUAAUACUAUUCGGGUUGGACUCUGAGCUCAUAUUUGAUUAAGACUUCCAUAUAAUCCUAUUCCCCAGACUAUAUAAGGGUGGGCAGAGGCCUCCUCCAAACAACAGACACAACGUCAACACCUAAGGCAAUACAAACCUAUGCUCUCGGCGGUCCGAACCUGUCUAAACUUUUUAUUGCUUGUACCUUCGAGUUUCUGAUCUCGACGAUACCCUACCUACAAACUCACAAUCUUGGGGAUAUCCUUCGGUGAGCGUGGCGGUAAAAUACCGACGGAAUAUAUUGUGACAUGUGAAUGAUUGAUUUGUGAUUGUAAUUGAUUUUGUGAUUGCAAUUUUGGAGAAAUAUUUGGAUUUGGAGAAGUUGGUCCGCGUACAGGAGCUGGCAAACUGAUUUUUUUUAUUUCUGAAAAAUUACAUUAGUCCCAGUUGAAUAGCGGCCCGGAUAAAAAGAUGAGGCACAUUAGUCCUACAUUGCUGGUUCCAGUUGGGAAACCAGGAGUUCUGUAGUAAUGCAAGAAAUCUUAGCGUCCGUGGAAGACCUUGCCUUUUACCUUCCGCUGCCGACGUCUGCUUCUUCCACGAUGGCUGACAAAAGGCUCAUCGUAAAGAAGACGGCGAAGGACCUCUCACGGACCUGAAGCUCCGAAUCCAGAUCGGUCCAAAAGCUGCAGAGCUGCACCAUGAGAGGGAUGUGGAGCAGUCCUAAGGCAAUCCUUGGGCAUGUCGAUGACUUCGUGCCGUGUAAAAUCCCUUAAGAAGCCUGACUCAUCGACCAUC
This is a messenger RNA of Panicum hallii, 3228 nucleotides long. RefSeq lists its product as uncharacterized. Lineage: Eukaryota; Viridiplantae; Streptophyta; Magnoliopsida; Poales; Poaceae. The record is from RefSeq and is a predicted model, not a curated record. The transcript has 2 exons. The coding region runs from base 588 to 989 and encodes 133 amino acids.